GCACAAUGAGAUAAUAACUACACGACAAGAACUUGGGAAACCCAGGGGAGGCAGCGUCUGGGUUUGCACUCUAACAAGCGGCUAAAACUCCGAUCCUCUUCUUCUCUAUUAUUAUAUAAAUACAACUCAUGGAAUCUCUUUCUUUCAUCAACAACUUUCACAAAGCAUUUCUCCAUUUUCAAACAAAACACAAAGCUAAGAGUUUUCCAAUUAAGAAGAAAAAGAAAGAGAAAAAGAUGAGUUCAAGGAGCAAAGCAUGGUUAGUGGCAGCAACCAUCGGAGCCGUGGAGGCCUCGAAAGACCAAUUAGGUCUAUGUAGGUGGAAUUACAUGAUCCGAUCUGUGAAUCAACGUAUCCGAAACAACCUGAGAUCCGCUGCUCAGGCGAACAGGUUCUCUUCUUCGUCCACCACCGCCGUUGCCUCCUGCAAGGAUGGUGACAAGGCGAAGCAAGCUGAGGAGUCUCUCAGAACGGUCAUGUACUUGAGCUGUUGGGGUCCUAAUUGAUGAAGACAAAUGGAUAGAGAUUUUUUUUUGCCGUCGAUUGGAUCCGACAGGUUGUAUCUAUGUCGGGGAGCUGUGAAAUCGGAUUGUACAGAACGCAAUGAGUUUUUGGGGUUUUAACGGAUUCGAAUUGUAUAAGGCAUAAAUGAUACUUGUACAGAUUUCAGGGAUGAAUAUAAAAGUUUAUGGGAAAAUUGUCAUCUAAAUAAUGAACUUUCAAAUUUGGU
Molecule: messenger RNA, 730 nt
Organism: Raphanus sativus (radish)
Lineage: Eukaryota; Viridiplantae; Streptophyta; Magnoliopsida; Brassicales; Brassicaceae
Exons: 1
Coding region: 129-506 (125 amino acids)
Source: RefSeq, a predicted model, not a curated record